Messenger RNA from Manihot esculenta (cassava), 165 nucleotides. Its product is annotated as low temperature-induced protein lt101.2-like. The record is from RefSeq and is a predicted model, not a curated record. Lineage: Eukaryota; Viridiplantae; Streptophyta; Magnoliopsida; Malpighiales; Euphorbiaceae. Bases 1 to 165 code for a protein of 54 amino acids. Gene Ontology annotation, cellular component: membrane. The transcript has 2 exons.
AUGGGCGCAGAAACUUUCGUAGAGGUGAUUUUGGCCAUCAUCUUGCCUCCUAUUGGUGUCUUCUUGCGUUAUGGAUGCGGAAUUGAGUUCUGGAUAGAUUUGUUGCUGACCUUUUUGGGAUAUCUUCCAGGGGUUGUAUAUGCCAUUUAUGUAUUGGUUGUAUAG